This is a messenger RNA of Corticium candelabrum, 2684 nucleotides long. RefSeq names its product cell surface glycoprotein 1-like. The transcript is spliced from 10 exons. Lineage: Eukaryota; Metazoa; Porifera; Homoscleromorpha; Homosclerophorida; Plakinidae. The record is from RefSeq and is a predicted model, not a curated record. The coding region runs from base 218 to 2467 and encodes 749 amino acids.
UAUUCAUCUCCUACCUCAUAGGCGGGCUCGCAACGGGCAAGAAACUGCUUAUACUCUCCUCACUCACCCGACGCAGUGAGUGACCGUAUUGCUCGAGACACGACAGGGUUUGAGCCGUACGGCCAACGUCCAUUGUCCAACUGCCUACUUUCUAGCCCUAUAGGAAGCAGGAAAACGCUAAACUGCAGUAGAGUUUUGGGAGAGAUUGAUUAGUAAGAUGGCAGAAGAAGAUUUGUACGGCGAAGUGAAAGUUGUCGUCGUGCCAGGAAUGCACAAGAACGUACGUAAAGCCGAGACUAACGACGUCAUGGCGCCUUAUCUUCAUGAAAACGGCUGGUACCUGGUGAGACCCAGUGAAAGCAACGAGCGUCUUUUUGUCCUGUGUGUCACAUUUGACAAACGUAUCUUGCAGUUUCGAAUGCAACGUGACCAGAAGACGGAUAAAUAUUUUGUUGCAGAAGGAGAACCGACGUUUGAAAAUCUUCACGAACUGCUGUAUCAUUACAAGAAUCAGCCGUUGAUCCAUGCCCACGCUGGUACAGAGUGUCGGUUUUGUCUUGUUCAACCGAUACCUCCUGCAGAUGUUGCCUCAACAUAUGAAAACCUUCAGCAGCUUUCGAUAUCUUCCAGUCGGCCUCCCCUUCCUCCCAAGAAAACCGAACCACCAGAGCAACAUUUGCACACCCAAACUGGUGUGGCUUCAGUUGAGUCGGUGCCAUCUGAGCAGUUUCAAUCUAUCCCGUCUCAACAGUCAGUACCAUCUCAGCAGUUUGUUCCAUCUCAACAGUCGGUACCAUCUCAACAAUUUGUUCCAUCUCAACAGUCAGUUCCAUCUCAACAGUCAGUACCAUCUCAGCAGUUUGUUCCAUCUCAACAGUCGGUACCGUCUCAACAAUUUGUUCCAUCUCAACAGUCAGUUCCAUCUCAACAGUCAGUACCAUCUCAGCAGUUUGUUCCAUCUCAACAGUCGGUACCAUCUCAACAAUUUGUUCCAUCUCAACAGUCGGUACCAUCUCAGCAGUUUGUUCCAUCUCAACAAUUUGUUCCAUCUGAACAGUCGAUUCCAUCUCAGCAGUUUGUUCCAUCUCAACAAUUUGUUCCAUCUGAACAGUCGGUUCCAUCUCAGCAGUUUGUUCCAUCGUCUACACAGCAAGCACCCUCUCAGUUACCGCAACGUGUGCAGUCACCACCUGCCAUGCCUGCAACAAUGCAAUCUCCUCUUCAGUCUCCUGUUCAAAAUGCACAAACCGCUGCUUCUCCUCCGCUUCCAACUUCAGAAAACAGUUCCAAAUCGCCUGAGGGUGAAUCAAAGCAAACAUCUUGGAAGAAGAAACUUAGCAAGACAUUAUCAUCGUCAUUAUCGUCUUCCAAAAAAACAGAGACUUCAUCAUCAACCGAGUCUAAGUCAAAGGAGUCUACAUCAAAGUUGUCUGCAUUGAAGGACAAGACUGCUAAGGGCGCAACGGCUUUAAAGAAAAAAGUAAGCAAGAAAAAAGAAAGCACGCCACAAGAUAAGUCCAAAUCAUCAACUCUUCCAUCCCCAGCAGCUACUAACCAAGUCCAAGGUCAAUCUGCUACUAGCCCAUCGGGUCCGCGUCCACAGUACCCACCUUCAGCAGGAUAUGCCCCUCCUCCAGCAGGUUAUGGUCCUCCAGCAGGUUAUGGUCCUCGUCCCCCUAUGGGGUAUGGUCCUCCCGGUGGAUAUUAUCCACCUCCUUCAGGAUAUCCAGGUCCAGGUCCAUGGGCAGCUCCACCUCCUGGCUGGCCUGUAAAGGCACCCGAGAAGAUUUGUCCUGUGCAAGAUCUGUGCAGACGUUUUGUGUACUCACUGAACGUUCCAAAGGAAUACAUUGAUGACGGCAAGAACGACUGCUGCUAUUGCUAUGCUUGUCAUACAGCUAGAAGAGAUGUCGUUGUAAACAAACGAGGGAGACCUCCAGAACAGUUUACCAUUCCUCUUGGUUGGAGCCGCCAUGCUCUUAAAGUUCCGACUCGUGCAUCAGAUUUGAGAGUGUUGGAUAAAUGGCACGUGGCAUUCCAUGGCACCAUUCCUGAAAGGGUCAUACCCAUCUUGCGAAAUGGAGAGCUGCUCAUGCCAGGUGAUGUCGCCCUUGGUGGUGCCCAUAUUUCUGAAGGUAAAGGUCACUUCAAUGACCAAAAUAAGCCAUUGGGAUUUGACACAAAACAGAUCUUUGUCUCACCAACAAUGGAAUAUGCUGGAUUAGACGCGUAUGCCAGGAAACUCGAAUUCACUGAUAUUCAUGGGAACAGACACUGGGUACAAGUCGGUUUUGAAGUGUGGAUUCGUCCGGGUAGCUACACAAAGGGUAAAGAAACUAUAUUGACCAAAGAACAGCAGCAUUUCAGACUGAGCAAGCACUUCGAGAAUGACGAACUGGAGUGGUCAACAAAAGAAAGAGGCGCUACAGUUCUUUGUGGACUCCUUGUGAAAUUCACUGAUGCGUAGACUUGCUAUAAUUUUGUAAUGUUUGUUGCUGCCAUUGGCCAUCUAGUUUGUUUACUUACCUGCUAUACAAUCUUCAUGCAUGUGGUAUAGCGAGCAUGCGCUUUAGGUGUGACUGCGGUUUGCGUACGUGUUAUAUUAGUCUAGCGAUAACUAGCGUUGAGUGCACUUGUGCAGUAGAGUACGUGUCGUUCACUGUAGCAGAAUAAAUUCUGGUAUA